AUGCCUUCGUUCAAGACCGUUUUUCUGUCGGUAGCCACCGCCCUCGUCGGUACCGUCAGGGCGGACUACUUCAUCGAUCCCAGCAGCGUUCCACGAACCACAAGGGAGAGCUGGUGCAGGGAUGAAAGAAGCGCAUGCCCCUUGAUUUGCAUGGACCAAUCAGGCACAGGUGCCCAGGUGAAUACCUGUGACCCGGAAACUCUCACAUACGGGUGUCUCUGCGGCGACAACACGCAACCCAAUGUGUCCGAGUACUCCCUGACUCUUCCCUACUUUGUCUGCACGGAGUGGGGAAAUCAGUGCGAGAAGGGCUGCGGGUCGGACAGCACCUGCGCAAGCGCUUGCAGGCAGGACCACCCCUGCGGAGCCUCACAUCCCAGAACUGCCAACACUACCUCGACCGCGACGUCAACAGCCUCAGCAACCUCCAGCUCCAGCGCCGCCGAUGAGACCACCGUCUUCAACGGCCCGGCCGGGUCGAGUGGUUCGUCAUCAUCGUCUUCCAGCGGCGCCGCAGUGGCACGCUCGCUGGAGACGGCUAGUAUGUACGCCGUGAGUGGUACGCUGGGUGUCUUGUUCGUGGGAUUCGCGUACCUGUUGUAA
Diaporthe batatas is the source of this 603-nucleotide messenger RNA. RefSeq lists its product as uncharacterized. Bases 1 to 603 code for a protein of 200 amino acids. Lineage: Eukaryota; Fungi; Ascomycota; Sordariomycetes; Diaporthales; Diaporthaceae. The record is from RefSeq and is a predicted model, not a curated record. The transcript is spliced from 3 exons.